Molecule: messenger RNA, 6289 nt
Organism: Astyanax mexicanus (Mexican tetra)
Lineage: Eukaryota; Metazoa; Chordata; Actinopteri; Characiformes; Acestrorhamphidae
Gene: neo1b
Product: neogenin
Exons: 29
Coding region: 596-4948 (1450 amino acids)
Biological process (GO): cell-cell adhesion
Cellular component (GO): membrane
Molecular function (GO): protein binding
Source: RefSeq, a predicted model, not a curated record
CUCCUCCUCCUCCUCCUCUUCCCCCUCCUCUUCUUCCUCCUCACUCACUCCGCAAUGUUUCACUCCUCUUCUGUAGGUGAGUGAGUGAAAGAGACAGGGAGACCAGAGAUCAGCAGCUCUCGCCGCUCUCGCCUCCGGUCUGCAGCUCCCGGUCGCUGGGUUAGGUUAGGUUAGCAGCCGCGGUCUCCGCGGUGUUGCUGCUGCGGGUCGUUGGUGCCGCUGUGCCCGUGUGUAAGUGUGUGAGUGUGUGUGUGGCUCUCUCUCUCCAGCGGCGAUGGAUUGACUUGGUGCCUCCUCCUCCUCCUCUUCCUCCUCCUCCUCCAGCCCCCCCAGCUAAAGCUAAGUUGGAGAGAACAACUGGAGCCUCCUCCUUCUCCUUCUUCUUCGCCUCGCGUUGGAGAGCUAGCGUUAACUAACUAAAUGUGUCCCCCGGGGGAGCCUCACACCUCGCCGGGUUUGCGCCAUUGCCGACUUUUCGCUGUGAAGCCCGCUCCCCGGGUCUGAGAGAGGGCUGAAGUUUGGAGUGAGGAGCUCUGUGGAUAAGUCUCGCCCCGGUUCUCCAGCUUGUUUUGGACUUUUUCUUCUCCUGAAAGUGAUGGCGGAGCGGGGAGCGCGGUGGCUUCUGUUUUUCUCCACUCUCACCUCCAGCGCUGUGAUUGCAGAUAGAGCAGAUAAAGGUUCUGCAGUGAGGGGCUUCACACCGUUCCGGUUCUCUGUGCAGCCCGUGGACACGCUGGCUGUGCGGGGGCUUCCUGCUGUGCUGAACUGCUCUGUGUCCAGUGAAGCUCCGGUGCGAGUGGAGUGGAAGAAGGAUGGCACGUUCCCCAAUCUGGCGGCAGAUGACCGUCGCCGUCUGUUACCGGACGGCUCUCUCCUCAUCAGCACCGUGGUGCACUCUAAACACAACAAGCCUGACGAGGGGGUCUACCAGUGCGUGGCCACCAUCGACAACCUGGGAACCAUCAGCAGCCGUACGGCUCGUCUGACUGUAGCAGGUCUGCCGCGGUUCUCCAGCCAGCCGGAGGGGGUGUCUGUGCGUCCCGGGGGGAGCGAGGUGCUGAGCUGUGAGGUGAGCGCUGAGCUUGUUCCCUUCACCCACUGGGAGAGAUCUGGGCAGCCCGUGGAGACGGACAGCCGGCUGGUCCAGCUGCCCAGCGGCGCUCUGGUUGUCAGCAAUGCCUCGCAGGCAGAUGCCGGCCUGUACCGCUGUGUAAUAGAGGGACUGGGACCGGCCAAAAGCAGCGAGGACGCACAGCUACUCAUUUUACCAGAAUCUGCUGCUGAGGAGAGGAUGGAGGUCUUGCUGGGUCCUGCUGCUGUGACCAAAGCUGUGGGCGAGACAGUACUGCUGCCCUGCGUGGUGAAGGGCUACCCUCUCCCCAUCAUCCGCUGGAUGCUGGACGGCAAGGUCAUAAAUGAAAGUGAUGGGAGGUUUGCUGUGAUUGGUGGAGGCGUCCUGCAGAUUGUCAACCUGACAGAGAGGGACGCUGGAACGUACAGCUGCCAGGCGGACAACGGCAACGAGACCAUCGAGACACAAGCUCAGCUCACUGUGCAAGUGCCUCCCCGCUUCCUCAAGAAACCUUCCAACAUCUACGCGCACGAGGCCAUGGAUAUCACCUUCCAGUGUGAAGUGUCCGGCUCCCCUGCACCCACCGUGAAGUGGCUGAAGAACGGAGAUGCUGUCAUCCCCAGCGACUACUUCAAAAUAGUGAAUCAGCAUGACCUGCAGGUGCUGGGCUUGGUGAGGUCUGACGAGGGCUUUUAUCAGUGUCUGGCUGAGAACGAGGCCGGGAACAUUCAGGCCAGCGCCCAGCUCAUCAUCCUGGACCUGGACGUUGCCCUCCCUACGUCCACUGUCCCCUCACUGACCAGUGCCACUACUGACCAUGUAGCCUCCGGAUUGGGGGAGCGCUCGGGCCUCACCCCCUCCGCCCCGCGGGACGUCGUGGCGUCUUUGGUCUCCACGCGCUUCAUCAAGCUGACCUGGCGGCCGCCGGCCGAGCCGCACGGAGAGAACAUCACCUACUCCGUCUUCUACAGCCAGGAAGCCUCCAACAGGGAGCGUGUUCAGAACACGACUACUCCGGGCGAGAUGCAGGUCACCAUCCAGAACCUCAUCCCCGACACCAAGUACACUUUCAGGGUCGUGGCUUCCAACAGAAACAGCCAAGGAGAAAGCUCAACCCCCCUGACAGUGGCCACCCAGCCUGAAGUUCAGGUACCAGGACCAGCCCCCAACCUGCAGGCAGUGACCGUUACACCUACAUCAGUCACUCUGAGCUGGGAGAGACCAGUCACAGGAAACGGAGAGAUCCAGACUUAUAAAGUCUACUACAGCGAGAAGGGACAGGACUCCAGUGAGCAAGACAUCGAUGUUGUAGGUUUGACCUACACAAUGACUGGGCUGAAGAAAUUUACAGAAUACAGUUUCAGAGUGGUGGCUUGCAACAAGCAUGGACCUGGAGUCUCUACAGAAGACCUGGCUGUUCAGACACUCUCUGAUGUACCAAGUUCAGCACCUCAGAACCUCACUGUCGAAGUCCAGAAUUCAAAGAGCAUUAUGAUCCGGUGGCAGCCGCCCCCUCCUGGCACUCAGAAUGGAGAGCUGACAGGCUAUAAGAUCCGCUACAGGAAGGGAGGGAGGAAGGGAGAGGCAACAGAGAUCAUGACUACCCAGCUCUCUCAGCUUAUUGACGGUUUGGAGAGAGGCACUGAAUACUCCUUCAGAGUCUCUGCCAUCACAGUUAACGGCAGCGGCCCGGCCACAGAGUGGCUCACGACCGAGACCUUCGAGAGCGACUUGGACGAGUCUCAGGUUCCUGGAGUUCCGAGUUCUCUGCACGUGCGUCCCCUGGUGAACAGCAUCGUAGUGAGCUGGACUCCUCCGGAGAACCAGGACAUCGUGGUGAGGGGCUACAGCAUCGGCUACGGUAUCGGCAACCCUCACGCGCAGACUGUCAAAGUGGACUACAAACAGCGCUACUUUAGCAUCGACAACUUGGAACCGAGCUCGCACUACGUGAUCACUCUGAAGGCUUUCAACAACAUGGGCGAGGGGAUACCAGUGUACGAGAGCGCCAUCACCAGGCCAGCAUCAGAUCCCAUAGAUCCAGAUAUUGAUUUGUUUGAACUUUUCCACCAUACCCCCCACACCCCAGCACCCGACCCUUCCCCCAUGCUCCCACCCGUGGGCGUGCAGGCCUCCGUCAUGAGCUCUGACACCAUCAAAGUGUCCUGGGCUGACAACUCUCUGCCCAAGAACCAGAAGAUCACGGAUUCCAGGUUCUACACCGUCCGCUGGAAGACCAACAUACCGGCCAACACCAAGUACAAGGUUACAAACACCAGCUCUCUGACACACACUGUGACAAAUCUGAAGCCCAACACACUGUACGAGUUCUCCGUUAUGGUGACCAAAGGGCGACGUAGCAGCACCUGGAGUAUGACCGCUCAUGGGACCACCUUUGAGACUCUUCCUACCUCUUCUCCCAAAGACGUCACAGUGGUCAGUAAAGAGGGUCAUCCCCGAACCAUCAACAUCAACUGGCAGCCGCCAACUGAGGCCAACGGCAAAAUCACAGGCUACAUCAUCUACUACAGCACGGACGUGAACACAGAGGUGCACGACUGGGUUGUGGAGCCGGUGAUGGGAAACAGAUUGACGCACCAGAUCCAGGAGCUCACUUUGGACACGACGUAUUACUUUAAGAUACAGGCACGCAACUCUAAAGGCAUGGGGCCGCUCUCAGACACCGUGCAGUUCCGCACGCUUAAAGCUGAACCCUCUGACAAAAUGUCAAGUGAUCAAGUAGGCUUCCACGGUACGCCCGGGGGGCGCUCUCCGCUGCCUGAACACGGAUUUGGGUCCAACCGCGAUAAGCCAGGAAUCACAGGCAGUCAGGAGAAUCACAUCCUCGUGAUUGUCAUCAUCGUUUCUGUGGGAGUGUUCACAAUCAUCGCUGUGGUGGUGGGGGCAUUUCUCUGCACACGGCGCUCCAACUCCCACCAGAAAAAGAAGCGAGCAGCCUGCAAGCCCACUAACGGCUCCCACAAGUACAAAAGCACAUCUAAAGACCUGAAGCCUCCUGACCUCUGGAUCCACCACGAGCGUCUGGAGAUGAAACCCAUAGACAAAUCCCCUGAGCCGAACCCGGUCAUGACUGAAACCCCCAUCUCCCGCAACAGCCAGGACCCCUCCAGCGAGGCCGGCCACCCGAGACGCAACUCAUUCCGAGGUCAUGAGAUUGAGGAGAGUGUUUCUACACUGGCAGGAAGAAAAGGAGUGAGACCCAAAAUAAUGAUGCCCUUCGACUCGCAGCCUCCACAACCUGUUAUUAGUGCCCAUCCCAUCCAUUCUGUUGACUACCUCCAUCAUCACCACCACCAUCACUAUCACCCUCCUCCUCGUGGUUACCUCCAUCAUCAGAUCAGCCUGAGGGCUCCUGCCACACCCUCCACCCCUGGGCCUUAUUUAGACAGGGCUCCCUCAUCAGAGUCUGUGCGGACGCAGCCUCCGGCCCCUGAGCCCCCGGUGAUCCUGACUCAGCCUCCCAGCACAACAGAACUGCAGCAGACAGAAGCUCUGAUUAAAGAAGAGGACCCACCUUCCUACAAGCCCCCCACAGCCCACGUUCACCCCACACACCCCAUGAAGAGCUUCGCUGUACCCACUGUCACCGUCUCAGCUCACAACCCCCCCAGCUCUGCCUUACCCUGCACCCCUCUGCUGGCCCAGCCAGGUGCUGGUGUGAAGACAGCAUCUAUAGGCACUCUAAACAGAGCGCGGGCGCCGGUGGCAGUGACUGUACCCAGCGCUCCUGAUCAGACAGAAACCAGCAAGAUGCUCCCGCAGAAAGAAGCUGCGUAUGAGACGGACGAGCUGUCGGAGGAGAUGGCUCACCUGGAGGGUUUGAUGAAGGAUCUAAACGCCAUCACGACGGCCUGACAGCACUGAACUCGCUCCGCUCCAGAGAGCUCAACCCGAACUCCAGCCCUGUUUGUUCUCAAGUUCUCAAGAAGGGCCCGGCUGUUUUUGAUAAAGACUGAUUAUCACUGCUCAUGAAUUUAUGAAUUUUGGCUGAAUUCUAAGUGACGGACCAGGAGGAUGAGCUCCAGCAGAUGUGUGUUUGUUUGUUUCUCCAUUUUGCAUGGACAGCGAAAGGGGCGAAAAAAAGUAAAGCACUCCAGAUCAUUGAAUUUUGGAAGAACUCUGGACAUUUUUAAUGUUGCUGUUUUCUGGACUUCAUAUAAAUAUUGCGAAUUGUUUAAUAUUUUUUUAAUUCCAUAUGUGUACAUGCACACAUUAUGCAUAUGAUCAUUUCUUUUCAUAACAUUUUAUGUACUCGUUUCUGAAUUCAUACCUGCCGCUGGGGAUGUGUGGGUGUAUUUAUAUUGACUCCAUUUUAAAAAGUAGCUGUUGUUUCAUUUCCAUUUGUUUAUAUAUGUGAAAGGAACAACCUUCAGCUCUUCAUUGAAGAAUAUUCUUAUGAUGAUCAUUUUCCUUGGUCAGAGACCAGAUGCUCAGUUUUAUUUUUUGUUGUUUUAUUAUUUUGUUCUGUCCGAGGGAAACCUGUAGCAUAGAAGUUUAAAUAUGCAUCAUACGGGACACGACAGGCAAGUGGGUGCAGGAUUCAGAUGUACAGAAGGAUAAAACUGUGGAUCCUGAAAAAGCUAUUUUUGUUACAAAAAUGAUAAAUGAAAAAUAAACAAUGUUACACGUUCAGCACGUCAGCAGUGCUGUAUAGAUGGAUCAUGUGGUGCUGAAGAUCUAAGAGACCUAAGACUUUCAGACAGGACCUCUGGAAGACCUUUGCUAGAGCGUCACCUUUAAUACCUCAUGAUGAGCUCGCAGCCGGGCUGCCGGACCAGAGCAGCUCCUGUGCUGUUCCAUCUGUGAGCCGGAGGCACCACACACAGGAACGAGCAGCAGUUCACGCUCUCCCCGUCCGCCCUCAGGAGCUCCCAGGAUGAAGUGGUCUACGAUUCUACGACACUCUUUCUACACUUCCAAAAAAGACACUUUUAUAUCGAGGAUUUUGUUCGUUUUUAUAAGAGGAAACAAUGUUGCUUUGUAAACAAUCUGUAUGUAAAUUAUGAUGCGCAAGGUCUCAUACGCUCUCAUUAUUCUCCAGUUUGUUGUUCCACCUCUCCUCCCAAAGAAAGAUCCAGAGAAGACGUUGUGAACUCUGCCUUGCUUGAUGCAUUUUACAUGUACAGUAUCUCGUACAAAUGAAUGUUAAUGUGACUGUAAGAAGUUCUGCAAAUUAAUAAAGUCAGUGUUUGUAAA